This is a messenger RNA of Daldinia childiae, 2667 nucleotides long. Its product is annotated as Exo-beta-D-glucosaminidase. Gene Ontology annotation, biological process: carbohydrate metabolic process. Gene Ontology annotation, molecular function: hydrolase activity, hydrolyzing O-glycosyl compounds. The coding region runs from base 1 to 2667 and encodes 888 amino acids. The transcript has 4 exons. The record is from RefSeq and is a predicted model, not a curated record. Lineage: Eukaryota; Fungi; Ascomycota; Sordariomycetes; Xylariales; Hypoxylaceae.
AUGCAUUUGCACCAGUCGCUGCUGGGGCUCUGCCUUGGUAUCAACACAUUCGCCGCCGCCGCAUUACUUUCUGAACCCGGCGAGGUCGCCAUCAUACCAUCGUGGGACAUUCAAUCAACAGAAAGAGUCGGGGCGGAUCUUGCAGCAUUAUCCCGACCUGGUGUAGACAUGAAAACAUGGCACGAAAUCGACAGCUCCCGCUGUACUCUCAUGGGCUGUCUAAUCCAAGCCGGUGUGUACCGCGAGAGUGGGCUGUUCUUUUCAAAUGCGCUCCAGAGCUUCAAUUCCAGUCAAUUCAAAGUUCCUUGGAUAUAUCGAAAAGAAUUCACUCUUGAACCUAGCCCUGGAAAACGCUAUUUUCAUCUGCAGACUCAUGGAAUUACCUCGAGUGCCGAUAUUUAUCUAAACGGCCAGGAGGUCGUGACCAGAAAGUCUCAGGCGGGUGCUUAUGUCGGGAAUACUUUCGAAAUUACCAAAAUAGCAAACAACACGAAUGCGCUUGUAAUUCAAGUCUAUCCGACUGACUACAAUUAUGACUUUGGCCUCGGCUUUGUGGACUGGAACCCUUACCCCCCAGACAAUGGGACUGGGGUAUGGCGAAACGUAGAAAUUAAGCAGACGGGUCCUGUUUCCUUGGCUCCCCUGCGAGUAACUACACAAGCCAACUUGCCAAUCGAACAUUCCAGCGCACUCGUGAAUUUAAAGACUACAGCUACGAAUCUAGAGGAUCGCGAAGCUACUAUUGAGCUAACAGGCAGCAUCUCCCUAGAAGGCGCAAGCCAAACGUAUGAGUUGAACCAGACUAUCACGUUGCCUCCGUUGGGAUCCGCCGAGGUGGUCUUAUCGACAGCAUUAAACGAGCCGGCGGUCUGGUGGCCCAAGCAGUGGGGAAGUCAGCCAUUAUACGUGGGACAGCUAUCCGCGUCCAUAGAUGGAUCUAUUUCUGAUAGAAUAGAGCGAACGUUUGGUGUCCGUCAAGUAACGGCAGAGCUCAAUGCAAACAACGACACUAUAUUUUUCGUCAACGGUUAUCCGUUCCAAGUCGUUGGUUCUGGCUAUUCCGCGGAUAUCUUCCUACGAUGGGAUAGCGCCAAGUUCACUACACAAGCCAAGCUGAUGCUCGACUUGGGCCAUAACACAGUAAGAUUAGAAGGCAAGAAUGAGCAGCCGGAGCUGUACGAGAUCACGGAUCGACUAGGUUUAAUGGUUCUCCCCGGCUGGGAGUGCUGCGAUAAAUGGGAGGCUUGGACGUACAACGAAGACUUGGCCGUCAAGUCAGAAUGGACAGACGCCGACUACACUAUAGCGAAUAAGAGCAUGUACCACGAGGCUCUUAUGCAGCAGAGCCAUCCAAGCGUGCUAGGGUAUCUAGUCGGAAGUGACUACUGGCCUGACGACAAAGCAGCGGGAGCGUACUAUUAUUCGCUCGAAGCGGCGGACUGGCAGGCGCCCAUCAUUGCUUCAGCUUCAGAGAGGGGUUAUCCCAAGAUUCUAGGGCCGUCGGGAUUGAAAAUGGCGGGGCCUUACGACUGGGUACCGCCUAACUACUGGUAUGACGUCGAGCCAUCAGAGGACCGUCUCGGAGCUGCUUUUGGAUUUGGAUCUGAGCUAGGCAGUGGAGUUGGGACACCGGAAAUCAGCAGCCUAAAGAAGUUUUUAUCAGAGGCAGAUCUAGAUGACUUGUGGAAGAGCCCAAACAAGGGAUUGUAUCACAUGUCCACGAGCGUAUCAUCGUUCUACGACCGAAAGAUCUAUAACACUGCUCUCUGGAACCGCUACGGAGCACCUACUUCGUUAGAGGAUUAUUUGUUUAAAGCUCAGAUACAGGAUUAUGAGGCUACAAAGUCCCAGUUCGAGGGUUUUGCGUCCCUAUGGAAUGCCGACAGACCAGCGACAGGACUUAUCUACUGGAUGCUGAACAAUGCGUGGCCAAGCUUGCAUUGGAACUUAUUCGACUACUACCUGCACCCGGCUGGAUCCUACUUCGGGGCAAAGGCUGGAUCUAGGAUAGAGCACGUAGCCUACGACUAUAAUGGAAAGCUCGUGUACUUGAUCAACCGCUCACUAGAUCGAAAGGGGUCGAGGACGGUAACUGUUGAUAUCAUCGACAAGGAUGGCAAAACAGUUCAUAACAGCCAAGAAAGUUUCGAUACCGUACCAAAUACCAGCACGGAUAUUAUAGACCUUACAGACGCUCUCAAAUCGGUAACGGAUAUUGCAUUCUUGCGGCUCGUCCUUUCGGAUGACAAGAAUGCUACAUUGAGUCGGAAUGUGUACUGGCUAGCGAACAGCACCGACACUCUAGACUGGGAAAACUCAGACUGGUUUUACACGCCAGUCACAAAAUACGCCAAUUACACAGCCUUGAACAGCUUAGGGCCUGCUGAAGUCUCUGUCACAACUACGGCGACGUCGAAGCGGAGUGACUCCAAAGCAGGAGGACUCGGAGUGGUGCUCGAGAACCACUCUUCGGUACCUGCGUUCUUCAUCAGGCUCAACCUUGUUAACGAAGAGGGAGAAGACGUCCUGCCGGUAUUCUGGUCUGAUAACUAUGUCACACUAUGGCCGCAUGAGAAGCUCGAGCUUGAAGUCGAAGGUGAGGGUGCUGCUUAUGUACAGGUUACCGGAAAGAACAUUCAAAAGGCUCAGAUAUACUUGUAUGACUAG